Dermatophagoides pteronyssinus (European house dust mite) is the source of this 1158-nucleotide messenger RNA. Its product is annotated as 2-oxoglutarate and iron-dependent oxygenase JMJD4-like. The record is from RefSeq and is a predicted model, not a curated record. Gene Ontology annotation, molecular function: 2-oxoglutarate-dependent dioxygenase activity; sequence-specific DNA binding. Gene Ontology annotation, biological process: positive regulation of translational termination; protein hydroxylation. Gene Ontology annotation, cellular component: nucleus; cytoplasm. NCBI's taxonomy places the organism in Eukaryota, Metazoa, Arthropoda, Arachnida, Sarcoptiformes, Pyroglyphidae.
AUGUUUUCAAAUGGAAUGGAAUUAUUAAAUGAUAAUUUCAUCAUUUAUUCCUCGGAACAAUUACCAUCAUAUAAUGAAUUUUAUAAUAAUGUUAUGAAAAAAAAUAAAGCCUGUUUAUUUGGAUCCAAAUUAACUGAACAAUGGAAAUGUCGUAAUGAAUGGUUAAGUAAUAAUGAUGAUUCAAAUCGAAUAAAUUUUGAUUAUCUUGUUGAAAAAUAUGGAAAAUUAACCGUACCGGUUUAUAAUUGCAAUCGAAAACAUUUUAAUUCAAAUCCAAAAAAUGAAAUGUUAUUCGAUGAAUAUGUUCGAUAUUGGAAAAAAUUUAUUGAAAAUGAAUCAAUGGAAAUACUUUAUCUAAAAGAUUGGCAUCUUGUACAAGAUUCAGUGGAUGAUAAUUUCUAUGAAAUACCUGAAUAUUUUGAAUCCGAUUAUCUAAAUGAAUAUUGUCGGGAUAAACAAAUUACUGAUUUUAAAUUUGUUUAUAUGGGACCAACCGGUUCUCGAACACCAUUACAUAUUGAUGUUUUCGGGUCGUUUAGUUGGUCAUCGAAUAUAAUAGGAACAAAACGAUGGAUAAUGAUUCCUGAUUAUUCAAUUGAUCGAUUAAAACAAUUAAUCGGUUCGGAUGAAUUACCGCAUGAUCUUCAGAUAUUACCAAACUAUCGGGAAAUUUUAGAAAAAGUUCAGGGAUUCGAAGUAAUGCAACAAGCAGGUGAAAUAAUAUUUGUACCAAGUGGUUACUUGCAUCAAGUUGAAAAUUUAACCAAUACAAUUUCGAUCAAUCAUAAUUGGUUUAAUGCAUGUAAUUUGGAAAGAAUUUUCAACAAUUUAUUGAAUGCAUUAAACGAUGUCCAGAAUGAAAUUAAAGAUCUAAAAGUUGACAUGAACGACGAUGAUGAAGAAUGGAAUGAACUUUGUGAUAAAAUUCUAACCAUUCAUUUUGGUAUGAAUCGUCAAUAUUUUUUGGAAAUCAUUCGAAACAGUAUUGAUAAUCGAUUAUUUCGUUCAUCAAAUUCGAAUAAAUUUCUGCAACAACAACAUGAUUUUGAAUGUUUGAAGAAAAUUUUAAAAAAAAUUUUAUUGAAUGAAAAUUUUAGUAAAAAAACAAAUGAUAAUGAUAGGAAAAAUUUAGAAUCGUUGGAAAAAAUUGUCAUUUGA